AUCUUAUCUUAUCGAUACUCAUUAAUACGCGCCCAAGCAGUUUCACUGACCGCGUCGCGGGAAUCUUUGCGCAGGCACAAUGCUUGACAACGUGCAUAUAACUCCAAGGAGUAACACCAUAGCAGCGAGCCUGAGCACGCGCGAUGGAGGAGCAGUCGAUAACGGCAAUCAAAGCCGCCUUCAUACGCUCUCAGGUCCGACACCUCUCCACGCCCCUGGAGCUUUCGACCCAAUGGCGCGAUCUAGCAGCCGAUCCAGACCAAGACAAAUUCAGCGACAAGAGCAUACAAACUGUCAUCGCUAAAGUUAACGAGAAGAUCAAACAGCACAAUCGUAUGGUCUUCUCGCAGCAGUCGCAACGUCUAGUCGCUGAACAAAUCGAGUCACUACACUGGACCUUGGUGGACGCCGAGAAUAAACACGCAGAGACAAACAUUGUCAUUGUCAAGAGAGACGCAGAUCUAACGGACGCCUCGGACAUUGAUGCCCUCCCAGAGGCAUAUGAGGACUUGUACCUCAAUCCGGACCACGACCAAGAUCGUGCGACAGACGUAGAAGCAUCGCACGCCGAGACCUAUACGACCUUGCGCGAGAAAUUGAGCGAGCUAGCCCGCGAAAGAGACGCAAUGAGACAGCGACUGUCCAGACACAAAUACCUGCAGAAGCUGUUGGAGCCGCUGGACAACCCGCAGGCCAGUGUUCAGCCGAAUCUGGUCGCUCGAGACGGGGAGAUGAGCAAAGAGCUCGAUCGGAUGAGAGUACUGCUUGCACGGGUCACGGCAAAGGUAUCUGAUAUGGACAAGACGAAACAACACAACAUCAGGCAACCAGGGUGAAAGAGAACGCAAUGGUUGGACGUUUUGACGCAAGCCCUAUCUAACACCACAUUCUAUCACCGGCUAU
Exophiala viscosa is the source of this 903-nucleotide messenger RNA. RefSeq names its product kinetochore Sim4 complex subunit Fta4. NCBI's taxonomy places the organism in Eukaryota, Fungi, Ascomycota, Eurotiomycetes, Chaetothyriales, Herpotrichiellaceae. The transcript is spliced from 2 exons. Gene Ontology annotation, cellular component: Mis6-Sim4 complex. The coding region runs from base 144 to 836 and encodes 230 amino acids. The record is from RefSeq and is a predicted model, not a curated record.